AUGGCCAACAACACUCACACCGAUGACUUAGACGAGCUUCUCGAUAGCGCCUUGGAUGAUUUCAAGGAUCUCAAUCUUACUCAAAGUGUGAAAAAAGAAGAGGGUGAUGGGAAAAAGACAGAGCCAUUGCCUAGUGGUGUUCAAGGUCUUGGAAUGGGAUUACCAGAUAUGUCAAGUAAGAAGAAAGGAAAGCACAAGGUUGCUAAAGAAGACCAUGUUACAGAGGCUCUUGGUAAACUCAGGGAACAAACCAGAGAAACUGUCAAAGGACUUGACUCCUUGUCAUCCAAGAAGCAACCUACGGGUCCUGAUGAUGCAAUGGUCGAAGAUUGGAUCAAGCAAUUCGAGGAUCUUACUAGCUCUCAGGACUUGGAGUCAAUAGUUGACACGAUGAUGCAACAGCUAUUAUCGAAGGAUAUUCUUCACGAACCAAUGAAAGAGAUUGGCGCAAGAUACCCGAAAUGGCUAGAAGAGCAUGAAACCAGUUUAAACAAAGAAGAAUACAAACGUUAUUCGCGUCAAUAUGAACUAAUCAAAGAACUCAACUUGGUGUAUGAGAACGAACCAAAUAAUUCGACCAAGAUAAUGGAGAUUAUGCAGAAGAUGCAAGAGUGUGGACAACCACCGAGUGAUAUAGUGCAAGAGAUGGAUCCUGGCUUUGACUUUGCAAGUCUAGGACAAAUGUCUCCAGAGAUGCUUGAGUCUUCACCAAAUUGUUGUGUAAUGUGA
This is a messenger RNA of Arabis nemorensis, 729 nucleotides long. The record is from the annotation of a GenBank genome assembly. NCBI's taxonomy places the organism in Eukaryota, Viridiplantae, Streptophyta, Magnoliopsida, Brassicales, Brassicaceae.